Messenger RNA from Hypanus sabinus (Atlantic stingray), 14609 nucleotides. Its product is annotated as threonine synthase-like 1. Bases 709 to 2955 code for a protein of 748 amino acids. NCBI's taxonomy places the organism in Eukaryota, Metazoa, Chordata, Chondrichthyes, Myliobatiformes, Dasyatidae. The record is from RefSeq and is a predicted model, not a curated record. Gene Ontology annotation, molecular function: 2-oxoglutarate-dependent dioxygenase activity; pyridoxal phosphate binding; methyltransferase activity. The transcript is spliced from 4 exons. Gene Ontology annotation, cellular component: cytoplasm. Gene Ontology annotation, biological process: amino acid metabolic process.
GAAUAGAAAAUAGAUGAGCAGUAACAGACAUUUGAUGAGGUUUCAAUCCGUUUUAAACAGAUGUAUAUUCCAUCGAGCAAUGGAAGCGAUAUGUCUGAGAAGGUGAACGGACCAUGGCGAAUUAAGUAACCGAAUGAUGGUAUUAAAUGGAAGGGAAAGGCAAAUAAUGUUGUUGAAGAUUAAUGAUCGGCGGGAGAGAGAGAACUAUGGGAAUAAAAAACGAGCCGCCUGUCAGCGCCGGCCAGGAAGUGCACCGCGAGUCGGCCUGAGGCUCCACGGUGCGGCCGGGCCGGCGACAACUCCGGCCGGCGCGGAGCCCGAAGCCCGAAGCCCGCCACCCGGCCGCGACCUGCUGCGAGGAGGAUCCCCGCCAGGCCGUUCUGUUUUUCGCAGCAACUUCGAGUUUUACUUCCGCGGCCUACCGGUUUCCCCAGGGCGCUCGAAUUCAUCGCUGGCUGGUAACUGGUCACUUCACAGCUUCCACUGAAAACAAAACAUAAUGAAACCAGUCUCUCCUUGCAACUGAAGUCCUCAAUCCAGGCAAUAUGCUGGUGUAUCUCCUCUGUACUCUCUCUAGUCCAAACACCUCCUUUGUAGGUAACCAGAAGUGCACACGAACCAUGUCAGAACUGAAUGUAUAUGGCAGUGCCCAGUCAUCCAUCAGCUGUGAGAUAAAUGACAAGGUAAUGUCUCCUUGGACAGAAGGUCAUGAUGUCUAGGCUGAUUUCUACAGGUGCAUGUUACCUGACACAGAGACGUUUUUACAUGAAUGUGUAUGACCGAUCUUUAGUUUCAGAGAAUACGAGGUGUGUUUUAUCAUGUUUAAGGACACUCCCACAUUAUAAACAUCCUGUGUCGUUGCUGUCCACACUUUGUUCACUGGUGGAUGAAAAAAAUAUUGUUCUUCUGGGUGCUCCUGGUGCAAGGAAGACAAGAGUGGGGGUCAUUCUUGGCCUGUUGACAGGCUGUCCUGUGAUAGAUAUUGCUGAAAUACUUGAAAAAACCUGGCAUAUGAGUGUGAAUCAGAAGCUUCAGCAGAUUGGUGAUGAAUUAUUUUUGCAAGAGGAGGGUGAAAUACUUAAGAGCUUAUCAAUAACUAGAAGCAUUAUUACUCUUACUGCGUCCAAUCCAAUGCACCCCCAGAGUAUGUACCACAUAAAAAAGAAUGGGAUCAUUAUUUUUCUUGAUGUACCUCUUGAAGAUUUACUUGAAAGACUCGAAAGGAUGAAGAUAGAUCAUAUUGUUGGGCUGAGGCCUGGCGUUCCAGUACAAGAAUUUCUUCAGUGUAGACAACAAUUUUACCACAAGUGGUAUGACAUACGGAUUCUGUGUCAUUUUGGUGAUACAUCAGAAGCUGUUGCUGAAAAAGUUCUUGAUGCCUUGAAGAGACAUCAAGGCGCUAGUGCAUUUAUUUCCACAAGGAGUAUAGCUAAAACCCCUGAGUUAAUGAAAGAUCCCAGCACCUUCACUGAUGUUCUUAUUGAAGGCUUGGCUUUGGAUGGCGGUCUCUAUGUCCCUGCGGAUUCACUUCCAGAAAUAACGGUUGGAGAGUGGCAAAGGCUGGUUGAGGCACCUUAUACUGAGCGGGCUCAGGUCCUUCUGGAGAGGAGUGUGCACCCUGAUGAUGUGCCACCUAUUCAGUUGCAAAAGAUGGUGAAGAGAGCUUAUGGACAGAACUUUACAUGUAACAGCAUUGCACCGAUCAGACAUUUGACUGAUAAUCUGUUUCUUCUUGAAUUAUUCCAUGGGCCCACAGCAUCCUUCAAAGAUUUUGCUUUGCAAAUGAUGCCACAGCUAUUUGCUUAUUGUAUGCCUAGGACUUGCAGUUACUUGAUUCUAAUGGCUACAUCUGGGGAUACAGGGAGUGCUGUUCUGGAUGGUAUCAGUUGUCUCAGUGAUAACGACAAGCAGAGAAUAUCAGUUCUUAUAUUUUUUCCCGAAGAGGGAAUUAGUCCGCUUCAGAAGGAACAGAUGAUUAGUUAUGAAGGGGAAAAUGUAAAGACAGUAGGUGUCAAGUCUAACUUUGAAUUCUGUCAGACAACCAUGAAACAGAUUCUCACAAAUUCCAAUUACACUGGCUUUCUGGCAGUUGAAUAUGGGUCAGCUCUGAGCACUGCAAACUCAAUAAACUGGGCUUGUCUGCUGCCACAGGUAAUCUAUCAUGCUUCUGCCUAUCUUGAUCUAAUCAAGCAAGGCAUAAUUGCUUUUGGAGAUGCAGUUGAUGUUUGCAUUCCCACAGGGAACUUUAGCAACAUGUUGGCAGCAGUAUAUGCAAAAUGCAUGGGGAUUCCAAUUCGAAAAUUUAUUUGUGCUUCAAAUCAAAAUAAUGCUCUGACCAAUUUCAUAAAAACAGGCAAAUAUAAUUUGAGGUAUAGAACUGUAACAACUUCCUUAUCUCCAGGAUUAGAUAUUCUCAGGUCCUCAAAUUUUGAGAGAUUUUUACACCUUGUUGCACAUGGUGACGGGCAGCUGGUGAGGGAGUUGUUUUCGCAGUUGGACGAAAGGAACCACUUUCAGGUGCCAGAUACUUUGCUGAGGAGAAUUCAGCAUAACUUUGUGUCAGAUUGGUGUUCAGAGGAAGAGUGCUUGGCUGCUAUAGACUCAGUGCAUAAGUCUGCAGGAUACAUUUUGGACCCACACACGGCUGUAGCAAAAGUUGUAGCAGAUCGUCAGCAAGACCGAAGCUGUCCAGUUAUUAUUUCGUCAACAGCUCAUCCUUGUAAGUUCACAGCUGGUGUGUUACAGGCUUUGAGAGUUAAGGAAAUUGGCCAGCAUCCAAUCGAUCAGCUGCAGAUGUUGAUUUCCCUAAACUCAUUGCCUUCUGUUCACAAAACUGUGCUGCAGAGGAUUGGCAAGAUUCAUGUCCAGAAAACUGAAGUCUGCCCAGCAGAUCCAAAUGUACUUAUGGAUACUAUAGAAAAUUUUAUUCAACAAAAAUUCCUGAGAGUCAUUUAAAUUGCAUAAUUUUCACCUAUAAACUCGUGAUUCAUGAUGAUCCAAGUUUGAGGAAUAAAAACCACUUUAUGUUUUAAGCUGGAUUUGGAAGCAUUGUAUGUUCUCUCAUGAUUGGAUUGUCCUGGAGUACAUGUGUAUAAACCAAAUCAUGUUCCCUUAUGUGACCUUUCAGCUUCUAUCAUCCACUGAAAAACAGCUUUGACAUUAACAGAUUAUAUAGGAUAAAUAUUUCAGCAGCAAGAGGAGCAUUGUAUCUGCUACUGUUAAGCUAGAGGUUAUUGGAGAAGGUUACUUACCUAACAAUGGCCACAACAUAAUCUAGUUUGAAGUACUUAAGGAAAAUAAAGACCGGGACAUAUUGAAGGUAAAAUGCUCAACUGUGGAGAAGCUAAUUUCUUUUGAAGUUGAUUAAGAAAAGGAACCACCAGUUAGAUUGUAGAGAAGUGCAAUAUUGAAAUGGUGAAGACAGUCUUGGAAUAGUGUUCACCUGGUAAGUAAACAUAUUUACCUGAAUGAUAAAGAUACAACAUCCCAUACUACUGCAUUUGAAUGACAAGGAAGUAUAAAACAAGCAGGAAAAAAUGCUACUUAUGACAAAUAUCAAGAGCAAGAUUCAUAUACUACCCAGGAAAACAGUGGAAACUACAGAGAUCUGAAAAUGUUAUUGCAGUUUCUGAGAAAUUAGUAACAUUAGUCUAAAUUGCAAAGCGUUUUUUAAGUAAUAAUAAGGCCUGUGGUCAGAUCUUUGUGAAGGCAAUACAAAAUAUUCGUUUAACACUUGUCCCAGACAAUUAUGGCAGAAAUAUCAAUUGAGUUCUUUGCAUGUAAGAGCAAUCUCAAGUUUUGAAGGCUACACUAAAAGAGCAGAGGGAUUUUUUUCAACAGAACCUAGUGGAGAGAGGAGAAAAACAAAAAAAAUGUAGUUGAGGAAAGAAUCAAUGCUGAAGAUAGUGGAAUUGUUUGCAAUUUUCAUUCCUCAUUGGAUGUAGAAGUAAUGUCAAAGUGCGAAUUGUUACCUAAUAUUGUACAAUUACUCAAGGUAAGCAGUGAAACUAGGAAACAGGUAUGUCAGCCUAUAGGGAUUAUUUUACUCUUUAUUUUAUUUAGAAUUACAGGGCAGAACAGAUUCUUCCACCCACCAGCCAACUUAUUUAACACCAGUCUAAUCACAGGACAAUUUACAAUGACCAGUUAACCUUACUAACUGGUACAUCUUUGCACUGUGGGAGGAAACUGGAGCGCCUGGAGGAAAUACAUGUGGUCACAAGGAGAACUUAAAAACUUCUUACAGACAGCUCUGGAAUUGAACUUUGACCUCAGAUGCCCCACGCUAUCAUUGUGUCGCUCUUACUGUGAUGCCCUGUGGUAUUCUUCAUUUGUCCAUAAUAGAGAGAUGCAGCAAAGAAACAGGUUGCUUGGCCCAUCAUUUCUAUGCAAUCUUCAAGCUCUAUUUUUGUACUAAUCCUGCUCGUGUCCAUAUUGGUCCCCAUGCAUUCCCAUAUAGUCAAGCGACCACCUCUUAACUAUACACCAACGGCAAUUGGCCAAUUAAUCUAUCAACCUGUAUUUUUUUCUGGGAUUUAUGAGGAGACUGGUGCACCCGGAAACAAUCAAUGUGGUCACAGGGAGAAAAAACAAACAGCAUUGAAGGUCAGUAUUGAGUUGUGGAACUGUGAAGCAAUCAACAUGUUGAAGUUUAAUCCUGAAUUGCUGUAUUUAACUAGUUUUAACCACCUGGAGGGUCAGAGUUUCAAAAGAACAGGUCAGCUAUUUGUAACUGUGAUGAGAAAAGAGUGGUGAAUCUUUAGAAUUGUCUACCCAGGAGGACUUGUGUCGUGAGGAUAUUCUUGACAGAGAUGCUUCGACUUUUGGAUAUUAAGGGAAUCUAAGGAUAUGGGAAUAGUACAGGAAAAUAGUGUCAAUAUAAAAAACCAGGCAUAGUUUUACUGAAUGGCAAAGCAAGUGCGGGGGGGGGGGGGGGAAGGUGGUGAGGGGGCAAUUUGUAUAUUCCUCGUAUUUCCUUGUUUUUUAUUGGAGUUAUAAUUUUAUUUUCAAAGAAAUAGAUGAUAUUUAUCAGUGAAAAUUUCUUGCUGUUCCAAAUAACAUGCUUGCUUGUAUACAUGUAUACAUAUUAUCAUUGGCUCCUGAUAAUCAGUUCCAUUACUUAAACAAGACUGAUACAUCUUAAUUGUUAGUUUCUUAGUUUCCAAAUUACUUUGAAGAUGGUAAUUUAGGUGUCUGGUCUGCUGGUGUCUUCAGUGAUCCUGAUAAAUCAGUAUCACUCUGUCUAUUCUCAUUCUAGAAUGAGUAGGAUUUCUCUCAAGUAAGCGGUGUAUUAAAUAGCUUUAAUUGAUAUAAAAUCAUAGAACAAUUGUAUAGUUCCAAGAAACUCAAUUCAUGGAUGUAUUUGUAGAUUAAUGAUGAGAGAAAUCCACUUGUGUCAGUUGUCUCUGUGACAGGUGUUAAGGUUCCAGCUGGUUAAUUCAUAAAAUUUACUAUAAUAACUGACACUCACAGUCAACAUGCACAUGGGAGACAUUGUGUUGGAGUUGCCAAACAUGGCUCCAAGUGAUUAGCCCCUGGAACUUUUCAAUUUCCUACUAAUUCCUGGUUUCACUUUUGAAGGUCAGCUAAAAGGCCAGCCAUAACCAACCUCACCCAACUCCUAAGACCAAUCUUGGCUUUAUUGUAGGCAUAUUUUGUGUAAUAAAGAGCAGGUCUCAUGACAAAAGCUGUCCUUACCAGUAUUGGAAAGGUGAACACAUAAUUGAAUAUGAGGCAAUGCAUCUUUACUGUUGUUCCUUUCCAUACGCUGUAGCGCAUCAAGGGGCAAUCUUGCGGCUUCUUUAGCAUUUGUCUGUAUUUUUUAUGAGGCUGAGUUGCUUGCACAAUGCUCCACCUUUCACGGAUGGAAAGUGUGCAAGGAGCUGGCUGGAUUCAAACCCAGGACCACUCGCCUCGUAGUCCAGUGUGGAUACCACUACACCACCGGCCGGCUAAAAUACAUCUUUGAUGGCAUUCAAAAUGAACUCUGAGUCAUUGUCAUUCUGUAGAUAUAAUAAGUGGUUCUGCACAACUAUCAGUUAACUCCAUAAUUGAGUCCAAAGUGAGCCUAUCAUCCUUCUGCUUGUAUUUCUAAUCCUCCUCCGCAAUGGAAAUACAGGAUUAUGGAAUCACUCAAAGCAAAUUUACUUUGUAGAAUGAGAUUAAAUAAAAGCAAGUCCCAUUUACUCUAAUGUAGAACAAAAAAUAAUGUGGUGAGUCAGUGCAAUUAUGUGUAAAUAUUUGGUUCCAUUUCAGAAUUCUCAGUGGUGCUUAAAGAUUUUGUUCUACUUGCUCUGUUUUCAGCAAAUCAAUUUUGUUGUAAGAAAAGUAAAUGUUGACUUAUUGAGCAGAUGUUGUGUCCCAGAUUACAACUUUGAUUGGAUUUCUAAUUAUUUGAUUUGUACUGAUUGGAAAAACUGACUUGAAGACUAUUAAAUUUUUUUUUAAAAAACCUUUUUUAUUCUCUCAUUUCUUCAGGAGUGAGAAUGCUAGGGAGACUUUGUCUUUGUUUAAAUUAAGCUAUAACCAGCAGAAGUUGGCAAGGUGAUCCGAGCAAAAGCUAUCAGCCCAGUCAAAGUUCUGGUAGAUGGCGUUGCUAGUACGAAUAUAAAUAAAUGUUCCAGUCUUACAUGUAAAGAGCCUUUUGAAUACCAAAAACACUUAGUGGUUUUCAAAGUUUUAGGCUUUAGGCUGUAGACUCUGUGAAGGGGAAGAGUUUAUCUUGUUGAAUUUGGUUGUGUGGAGAAUAGCAUAAUUUGGAUAAAAAAAGUGAAAAUAGAUAAUGGAUUGGUAUUGUGCCACUUAAACUCACUUAGUUGAAGCCCAGAGUUAUCAUGAAAUUUUGAACUAAAGGCGCAAUGACAUAAAAUGAACUUUCCUGAAGGCAUUCAGUUGGCUUUUUUUUUUGGAUGAGCACUUGAGCAAUAAUACAUGCAGCUUUUAUGUAGCAAUGCAGGCGAACCUAUGCACCCAUUUUCAAUGUAUAACACAGUAACACACUUAUACCAUAACGUAUAGGAGCAAAAUUAGGCCAUUCGGCACAUCAAGUGUUCUGCCAUCUCACCACGGCUGUUUUAUUAUCCCUGCCAACCACAUUCUCCUGGUAACCUUGACACCUUGACUGAUCAAGAACCAAUGAAUGUCAGCUUCAAGUAUACCAAAUAACUUGGCCUCCACAGCUGUCUGCGGCAAUGAAUUCCACAGGUUCACCACCUUCUGACUAGAGAAAUUCCACCUCACCUCUGUUCUAAAUGGAUACCUCUCUAUUCUGAGGCUGUGCCCUCUGGUCUUAGAUUCACCCACUAUAGGAAACAUCCUCUCUACAUGUUUAAUAUUCAACAGGUUUCAAUGAGAUCACCCCUGAUUUUUCUAAACUCUGGUGAAUACAGGCCCAGAAGCAUCGACCCUCCUCAUAUGUUAACCUUUUUCUUCCUAAGGUCGUUCUUGUGGGCUUCCUCUGGACCCUCUCCAAUGUCAGCACAUAUUUUCUUAGAUACGAGGUCCAAAACUGCACACAAUACUUCAAAUGUGGUCUGACCAAUGCCCUGUAAACCCUUAGCUUUACAUCCUUGCUUUUAUAUUGUAACCCUCUGGAUAUGAAUGCUAACACUGCAUCUGCUUCCCUUGCCAGCAAUGCAGUCCGCAAGUUAACUUUUAGAGAAUCCUUCACAAAGACUCCCAAGUCCCCUUGCAUCUCUGAUUUUUGAAUUUUUGGCCUUUUAGAAAAUAGACUACACCUUUAUUCCUUCUAACCAAGUGCAUGACCAUUCACUUUCCUAUAAUAUUUUCCAUCUGUCACUUCUUUGCCCAUACUGCCAAUCUUCCUCAAGUCUUUCUGUUGACUUCCUGUUUCCUCAACACUACCUGCGUCUCCACUUAACUUCAUAUCACCCACAAUCUAGGCCACAAAGCCAUCAAUUCUGUCAUCCAUAUCAUUGACGUGUAUCAUGCAAAAGAUUGGUCCUGACAUUGACCCCUGCAGAAUACUAGUUACCAUCAGCCAACCAGAAAAAGGUCCCUUUAUUCUCACUCUGCCUACUGCCCAUCAACCAAUCUUCUAUCUAUGCUAAAAUCUUCCCUGCAAUACUAUGGGCCCUCAUCUUGUUAAACAGCUUCAUGUGUGGCACCUUGUCCAAGGCCUUCUGAAAAUCCAAGUGAACAACAUCCCCAGACUGUCCUUCGUCUAUCAAAAAAAAACAAUUCAACAGACUUGUCAGGCAAGAUUUCCCUUUAAGGAAACCAUGUUGACUUUGACCUAUUUUAUCAUGUACUUCCUAGUACUUCCAAACCUUAUCCUUAAAAAUGGAAUCCAACAUCUCCCCAACCACUGGAGUAGGGCUUCCUUUCUUCUGUCUCUCUCCCUUUUUAAAGAGUGGAGUGACAUUUGCGAUUUUCCAGUCUUCUGGAAAUGUUUCAGAAUCUGGUGAAUCUUGAAAUAUCCAUACUACUGUCUCCACAAUCCCUUCAGUUAUCUCUUUCAAAACAAUUGGCUGUAGUGCAUCUGGUCCAGAUGACUUGCCCUCCUUCAGACCUUUUGGCUUCCCAAGCCUCAUCUUGGUAAUAGCAACUACACACACUUCUGCCAACCUGACACUUGAAUUUCUGGCAUAAUGGUAAUGUCUUCCAAAGUGAACACUAUUGAAAAAUACUUACUAAGUUCAUCUGCCAUUUCUUUGCCUCCAUUACAAACUGAAGAUGAUUAAUAUUCUCGCAGGCAUGUUUGUUAGAACUGUUAGGGAAGGUUUAAACUAAUUUGGCAGGGGGAUUGGGAAGCGGAGAUAAGGGACUCUGGAUAGGAUGGGUGAUAAAAAAGCAAAGAUAGCAUGCAGACAUGUUGUUAGGAAGGGCAGGAAGAUGAUAGGACAAAAUUGCAGCCUGCUGGGUAAGUAUCAGUGCAUUCGGGAUACAGAAUCAAAAAGGGUAGCAAAUACAGUACUCAAAGCUUUAUAUCUCAAUGGGCAGAAUAGAAGAAAUAAGGUAGAUAAUCUUUUUGCCCUUUUACAGGAUUGUUGGGUAUGAAUUGGCCAUCACUGGAUUUCUUGGUGUUCAUCUGGCAGAGAAUCUCACUUGCUCCCUCAACACCAGCUCCAUAGCAAAGAAAGCCCAGCAGCAUCUCUACUUUCUGCAAAGGCUGAGAAAAGUCCAUCUCCUACCCCCCACCCCCAUCCUCAUCACAUUCUACAGGGGUUGUAUUGAGAGCAUCCUGAGCAGCUGCAUCACUGCCUGGUUCAGAAAUUGCACCAUCUCGGAUCGCAAGACCCUGCAGGAGAUAGUGAGGUCAGCUGAGAAGAUCAUAGGGGUCUCUCUUCCCGCCGUUACAGACACUUACAUCACACGCUGCAUCUGCAAAGCAAAUAGCAAUAUGAAGGACCCCAUGCACCCCUUAUACAAACUCUUCUCCGUCCUGCCAUCUGGAAAAAGGCACCGAAGCAUUUGGGCUCUCAUGACCAGACUAUGUAACAGUUUCUUCUCCCAAGCCAUCGGACUCCUCAAUACCCAGAGUCUGGACUGACACCAACUUACUGCCCUCUACUGUGCCUAUUGUUCAUUAUUUAUUGUAAUGCCUGCACUGUUUUGUGCACUUUGUGCAGUUCUGGGUAGGUCUGUAGUCUAGUGUAGUUUUUGUGUUUUACGUAGUUCAGUGUAGUUUUUGUUUUGUUUCAUAUAGCACUGUGGUCCUGAAAAACGCCAUCUUGUUUUUACUGUGUACCGUACCAGCAGUUAUGGUCAAAAUGACAAUAAAAAAUUACUUGACUUACACAUUGUAUUGGAGGUAUAGGAAGGUAGGCGGAGGGGGUACUAUUGUUCUUCUGUUAAGGAAUGGCAUCAAAUCAUUAGAAAGAUGUGAUGUAGGAUUGGAAGAUGUUGAAUCCUUGUAGAUUGAGUUAAGAAACUGCAAGGGAGAAAGGAUCCUGAUGGCAGUCAUGUGCAGGCCUCCAAGCAGGAGCUGGGAUGUGGACUACAGAAUACAACAAGAAUUAGAAAAGGUGUAUCAAAAGGACAAUGUUAUGAUAGUAUGGAAGAUUUUACCAUGCAAGUAGAUCAGGAAAAUCAGGUUGGUAAUGGAUCUCAAGAGAGUGAAUUUGUUGAAUGCCUAUGAGAUGGCUUUUCAGAGCAGCUUGUACUUGAACCUACUAGGGGAUCAGCUGUAUUGGACUAGGAGAUGGGAAUGUUUAGGAGGGUGUGAUCACAAUAUGAUUGAGUUCAACUUGAAAUUUGACAGGGAGAAAAUAAAGUCUGAUGUAGCAGUAUUUCAGUGGAGUAAAAGGAAUUACAGUGGUAUGAGAGAGAAUUGGCCAAAGUAAAUUGGAAGGAGACGCUGGCAGGGCUGACAGCAGAGCAGCAACGGCAUGAGUUUCUGGGGGGAAAAUGAGGAAAGUGCAGGAUAUAUACCAAAAACAAAGAAAUACUCAAUUAGCAAAAUAAUACAAGCCAAGGGAGGUCAAAGCUAAUGUAAAAGCAAAAGAGAGGGCAUAGAACAAAGCAAAAAUUAGUGGGAUGAAAGAGAAUUGGGAAGCUCUUAAAAACCUACAGAAGGCAACUAAAAGAAUCAUUAGAAGGGAAAAGAUUAAAGCAGGUUAGCUAAAAAUGGGAUUAGGAAAACCUUUUCCAAAUAUAUAUAAAAAAAAUAAAAGAGGGAUGAGAGUGGACAUAGAACCACUAGAAAAUGAGGCUGGAGAAAUAAUAACGGGGGUCAAGGAGAUGGCAGAUGAACUAAUUGAGUAUUUUGUAUCAGUGUUCACUAUGGAAGGCACUAGCAGUGUGUCAGGUAUUGAAGAGUGUGAAGGAAGUGAGUGCAGUUACUAUUACAAGGGAGAAGGUGCUUACAAAGCUUAUAAACCCUAAAAGAUGCAUAAAACACCCAGACCAGAUGAACUGCACCCUAGGGUUCUGAAAGAGGUUGGAAAAUGCGUGUUCAUGCACUUUGGUAGCAGAAAUAAAUGUGAAGACUAUUUUCCAAAUGGAGAAAAUCCAAAAAUCUGAGAUGCAAAGGGUCUUGGGAGUCCUUGUGCAGAACACCGUAAAGGUUAACUUGCAGGUUGAGUUGGUGGUGAGGAAGGCAAAUGCAAUGUUGGCAUUCAUUUUAAGAGGUCUUGAAUACAAGAGUAGGGAUGUGAUGCUGAGGCUUCAUAAGGCACUGGUGAGGCCUCACCUUGAAUGUUGUGAACAGUUUGGGGCUCCUUAUCUAAGAAAAGAUGUGCUGGCAUCGAGAGGGUUCAGAGGAUGUUCACAAGGAUGAUUCUGGGAAUGAAAAGGUCAUUGUAUGAGGAACAUUUGAUGGCUCUGUAUCUGUACUCACUGGAAUUUAGAAGGAUGAUGGGGGAUCUUAAAUCGAAUGUUGAAAGGCUUAGACAAAGUAGAUGUGGAAAGGAUGUUCCCAUGCUGGGGCAGUCUAGGACAAGAGGGCACAGCCUCAGGAUAGAGGGGCAUCCAUUUUAAAUAGAGAUGUGAGAAAUUUCUUUAGGCAGAGAAUGGUGAAUUUGUGGAAUUUGUACCACAUGCAGCUGUGGAGACCAGGUUGUUGAGUGUAUUUAAGCAGAGAUUGAUAGGUUAUUGAUUGGGCACAGCAUCAAAGGUUAUGGGGAGAAGGUCAGGGAGUGGGGCUGAGGGGACGAAAGAAAGAUCAGCCUUGAAUGAAAGGUGAAGCAGACUGGUUGGGCUAAAUGGCCUAAUUCUGCUCCUAUGUCUUCUGGUAUAUGUUCUUACUACUUCUCCAGUGUCAUUUUUCAGUUGUCUGAUAUCCACUCUCACCUCUCUUUUACUCUUUAUAUAUCUAAUUUUGCUAUAUUAUAUGCCCCCUCUUUUGCUUUUAUGGUGCCUUUGACUUCUCUUGUCAGCUUUAGUAGUGCCAUCCUCCCUUUAGAAUACUACUUCAUCUUUGGGAUGUAUUUAUCCUGUGCCUUCCACAUGGCUCCCAGAAACUACAGCAAUUGCUGUUUUGCCGUCAUCUCUGCUAGUGCCCCCUUCCAAUCAAUUAUGGCUAGAUCCUCUCAUGUCUCUGUAAAUCUGUUUAUUCCACUGUAAUAAUGAUACAUCUGACUUUAGCUUCUCUUUUUCAAACUGCAGAGUGAAUUCUACCAUAUUAUGAUCCUGCUACCUGAAGAUUUCUUUACCUGAAACUUACUCAUUAAAUCUUUUUCAUUACAUAACGCCUGAUCUAGAAUUGCCCUUCCCCUAGUGGGCUGAACCACAAGCUACUCUAAAAAGCCCUCUCAUAGGCAUUCUACAAAUUCCCUCUCUUGGGAUCCAGCACCAACACGAUUUUCCCAAUCUACCUGCAUAUUGAAAUCUGUCUUGACUAACAUAAGAUUGCCCUUUUUAUGUGCCUUUUCUAUCUCCCGUUGUAAUUUAUAUCCCACAUCCUGGCUACUGUUUCCAGUAAGAACUGUUUACCCUUGCAGUUUGCAGUUUAAUUCUUCUCUCAAAGAUUCUACAUCUUCUGAUCCCAUGCCAACUCUUUCUAAGGAUACAAUUUCAUUUUUUAUCAACAGAGCCAUCACCCCACCCCCAACCCCCACCUAGCUGCCUGUCCUAUUGAUACAGUGUGUAUUGUUGGAUGUUAAGUUCCGAACUAUGAUCUUUGAGCCACAGCUCAGAGAUAUCCACAAUGCCCACAACCAACCAAUAUCUAACUGCACUAUGAGAUCAUCUACCUUAUUCCGUACAUUGUGUGCAUUCAAUUAUAACACCUUCACCCUUAUUGAUAAUCACCCUUAUUGAUUUUAUCCCUGCCCCGUUACACUUUAACUCAUCCUACUGACUACAAUUUUGCUCUAUCCUUCCUCAUAGUCUCACUACACAUAGCAUCUAUGGUACUUGCAUACUAAAUGCCCCAUCCUCCGCCCUAUUACUCUGUUCCCACACCCCCGCCAAAUUAUGUUAAACCCCCCUCCCCCCCCAUCAACACUAGCAAACCUGCCUGCAAGAAUAUUGGUCCCCCUGAAGUUCAGGUGUAACAUGUCUUUUUUGUUUAGGUCAUAUCUUCUCCAGAAGAGAUCCCAAUAAUCCCAGAAAUCUGAAACCCUGUAUCCUGCACCACUUCCAUAUCCAUUUAUUCAUCCAUACUAUUAUCGUGUUCCUGCCGUAGCUAGCAUGUGUUACUAAGAGUAAUCAUUCAUGCCAACAGAAUCUCCUGCCUGCUUCUCUAUCUAUGGAAUCCAUUAUCGCUACUGCAUUCCUCCCCUUUCCCUUCUCAGCUGCAAAGCCAGGCUCAGUGCCAGAGACCUUGUCUCUAUGGCUUCCUAUUGGUAGAUUAUUCCCCCAACGGUAUCUAAAGCACUGUACUUAUUAGUGAGGGGAGUAGACACAAGGGCACUCUGCACUGGCUUACUAUUUCCUUUCCCUCUCUUGAUAGUCACCCAGGUACCUGUGCCCUGUGAGUGAUUACCUCCCUGUAGUUUCUAAUACCUUUUUCUCCGUGAGAGCCAAAGAUCUUUCAGUUGCGGUUCCAAUUCUUUUUCAUGGUCUCUAAUGAGCUACAGGUCGAUGCAUUUUGUGCUGAUGUAGUUAUCAGGGAAAGUGGAGGUCUCUCAGAAUUCCCACAUCUCAUAUAGCCAUUAGCUCUGGACCCAUUCUCACAGCACUAGCUACAGUAUGUAUUAAUAGACAAAGAAAGAGAAAAAAAAUAAUAGAAACUUACUUAAAGCCUGCUCCUGUUUUCACCUAAGCCUGUUGAGUCAGUGUCUGAUCAAUCUAACACUGGCCCACUCAAACAAUGUCUGCUUCCACAAUGGCGGCUUCACUAAAACCCUGCUUCUUUUUAUUGGCCUUUGCUAAGUGCCUAAUAUAUCAUUAUGAUUGCAACCCACCGGUAAGUUCUAUAAUGUUCUGAACUGUUUUUAAACUUCACAUUAUCUCAGCCAGACAAGUGACUGCUUGUGGUGACUGCAGCCUGCCAAAAAAAGAAUUUCACAGUGGUUUGCAGAUAGAGAAUGAGAAGAGCAUGGAUUCUUCAAUACAGUAUUGGAGGUUCUGUGAGUGGACAAUUUCUCUUCCUCCUGUCUGCGCUUAGUUCAAAGAGCCCAUAUCUUUCAUGUAGCUUUUGUGGAGAGCAACACUAUACUUGGAACUGCUGGAGAUGUAUAUAGAAGCACUACUCUGGAGCUCCAACAAUGUGUGGCCAGGUGGAACAGAGAAUUGUGUCUAUUGUUUCCAGCAGGAGGGAAAACAGCAUGGGUCAUUCAUCCGCAAAUGGCCUUAAAAGCAUGCCCCCACGGGUGCUUGGGUCAUUGUCUAGUCCAUAGGGGAGGUUAGUAGCAGCAUUGCUGAUCCCUUUGGUUGAUUUAGUCUAGUGACCAUGUGUACCUGUGUGAGGUGUGUUACUUUUGCAGUUCUUUUUCUACAUAGCAGGAUGUGACUGAGUGAGUCACUGCUGUGGCUUUUUAUUUAAUGCCUUUUGCUCAACUUGAGGCUGUGGUAUUUGUAUAGUUAGUCUUAAACCUCCAUGUGAACCUGAGGCACUGAUGUGUAUUAACUUUAACUACUCACUUUAUUGUACUUUAUUUGGUCUGAUGAUAACUCAGGAGCUGUAUUUUAUGUGAAAUCUGACUUGCCUCUGUAUACACAAUGUUUUUAACAAAACUGCAGUUUGUUAAUAAAAAUUUGUGAAA